This is a messenger RNA of Anopheles funestus (African malaria mosquito), 9495 nucleotides long. RefSeq names its product inner centromere protein A (gene ens). NCBI's taxonomy places the organism in Eukaryota, Metazoa, Arthropoda, Insecta, Diptera, Culicidae. Gene Ontology annotation, cellular component: microtubule cytoskeleton. The coding region runs from base 1395 to 6233 and encodes 1612 amino acids. The transcript is spliced from 13 exons. The record is from RefSeq and is a predicted model, not a curated record. Gene Ontology annotation, biological process: microtubule cytoskeleton organization.
CAGGACCGGGUAUCAAAUCCCAUCCGGACCGUGUCUCCCCGUACCAAGGACUGACUAUCCAGGCACGUGGUAAAAGCAAGUCUAGUUAGCCAGAAAUGACCGGCCUGACCUUAGAGGUCGUUAAGCUAAGAAAGAAGAAGAAUAAUGCUGUACGUUCGUUGAGUUGCUUACGGAUGCAUACAUUUUGAUGUCGUCGGCAUACAUAAAAAAUUUACGUCACGUAACACAUAAGACACAUCGUUGAUAAAUAACACGAGAAGUACUGGUACGAGAUUACUACCAAUGGGGGACGCCUGAUGUGCAAUUAAUUGGUUUCGAAACCACUUGUCCAAAUUUUACUGCAUAUAUUGGGUCUAAUAAAUAUGAUUAGUAUUGGAUCGUGUAACAUUAUUUCCAAUACUUUGGCGCUGGAACACAUUGAAGUUAUUCCACGAUAGCUUAUUCCUAGCUUUGGGUCGCUUUUCUUUAAUAACGGUGUCAUCCACGUCGUCCAGAUCAUGGGAUUUUUUCAGAAGUGUCCAAAAUCAGGAAGAGCCUGAUCAGAUAGGUUGCAAGCGAUUUAUCGUACUUCUUUAAAACUGCUGAUGCGGUCCCGGAAUGUAGUUCAGUUUUAGGUUUAAUAGUGCAGCUUCCAUAAUGCAGUAUAAUCCAUAGUUCAGUUUGUAUAAUGAAUAUCCAUCAUCCAUUACAUGUGGUCUGUUACAUGCGAAUUGAAAUAGUUUUGGAAUAUCGGAAUAUCGUGUGAGUUGAUGUGGGUGCAUGUGGUGUGCAGAUACUGGAAGUGUAUCUGUCAUAUAAAAUUAGCAUCAAAAGUUGAACAUUUAAAGAAAUUCAAGUUUUUAUUGCUUUAGUUGUUGUGAAAUCAGCGAUUAGGUGCAAAAUCAGCAAAAUAAAGGAUAUUUUUUAUGCUCUAGAAUAGCGUUAUUGCAAAUGUGCGUAUGUGUGUUACUGUAUCCAAAUGUUUAAUGUUCUUUUUGUUAAAUCUAGUAUAUGGUCGUCCGAUUGCGGAACAGAGGAAAAUGAUCGAUAGUUAAACAAACUAAGCAGAGUGAUCCGGAAACUGCUUACCUAACGAUGAAUCGUACCGUGUAACUGUUAGUUUAAUGACUGUGAUAAGUAAAGCGUUUGAGAUUUCAGCUGUACAAAUAGAAAUUUCUGCUUCUGUGAUAGUUUUAUAGUGAUAUAUCAGUGCUCUUAUGUUUGAUACGGAUAACAGAAGAGAUUCCUCAACGUUCUUAGCGUGUACGCAUAAUAGAUUCAGUAAAGCUUUCGUGCAUGUUAGCAGGAGCAGAUUAGCCAGCGUGAAGGCGUAUUGGGUGCGUUAGUGUGACGUGUUUGGUUGGUCGUCGAUAAGAUAAAACGAACGUGACACCGCCUCCUGGACUGCCAGAGCUAUGAUAUCAGUGAAACGUCCGUGUGCUUCAGGCCACCCUAGUACUCAUCAUCAUCAUCAACAUCAUCAAACGCUUCACCAUCAUCACCACAAACAGCACCAUCAACUGCACAGUCUCCAGAACGGAGCAUCCAGUGCCAGUUCGGUUGCCUCGGCUCCCAUAGUAACCACGACUUCGGCCAAUAACAAUCGCAUUAUUCGAAGUCGAAAUCAAACAUCCACUGCUAGCGAGCAGCAACCGAACCACUGGAAUCUUCAUAACGGAAGCUUUGUGUCCAAUGGGGGUACCGAAGCAGGAACCUUUGGCGGCGUUAGUGGUGGUCAGAUAAAUCGUCCUACAGGAUCAGCCUCGUGGACAGGAACGGGAAGUGGGUGUUCAAUCAUAACGAACGGUGGCAGUCUCUACUAUAGUAAUAGCAACGGUGGUUACGGUGUAAGCACUGCUGGUGUAAAUCCCAAGAUACGAGAUAUUUACGAGUUCGACAGUUUGUUCUUGCUCCCUGCUUGCGCCUUAACGUCGGACAAGGCGCUGAACCUUCGCAAAGAUCUUGCCGCGUAUGAUUUCGACAUUAAAAUCCUGGAGGACAGUCCGCGAGGAUCUCAUAACGUUUGGCAACCUGGAAACAGAGAUGCAACCGUACAGAAACAGUCAAGGCCGUCUUCAGCCAAUAGAGAUCGUCUGCAUGAACAAUCUGUUGCGCAUACCCUUCACUGGUUUGCUUGCGUCGGCGAUGAUACUGCCAAUAACGGUAGAAAUUCCGAAGAAUUACAAAAGGAACGUGAGGAACGAAUAAAACAGAUGAAGGAACGACAGAAUGAAGAACGCCAAAAGAAGCUCGAAGAGCUGAAGGCACAAGCAUUAGCGGCACAAAAGUUCCGCGAGCAAAAGGAAGAAGAACGACGUCGCCGGAUGGAUGACUUGCGGAGGAGAGAAAGCGACCGAAGGUCACAGGUCGAAGAGCGUCGUCGCGCCAUAAUCGAGGCCGAUAAUGAACGGCGAGAGUACAUUCUGCGCAAAAAUCAGGAGCGCGAGCAACGCAUGGAGACGAAGCGACGCAGUGAUCGAGGCUCGAUCCAGUUUGCAUUUGGAUCGUCGACGCCACGGAUGAUCGAUACCAGUGACAGUGGCAUGUGCAGCUCAUUCUGGGCUCAUAGGAGAGCCACAUCUAUUACGAACGUAGCAUAUACAGGGGCGGCAUUAACGAGGCGUAGUUCCGAGCGUGAACUUACCGACAGUGCGUCAAAGAAACGAGCUACCUCCGCUAGUGGUCUCGAUCGUUCGACCGAUGACCAACGGCGAAUGUCCAGCUCGAUGUACGAGGUGUUCAACUGGACGAGUACCGGCGAGUGCCCGAGAAAGCUUACGUUCUCUCUGGCUGGUUCUGGCAUCAACAUCGACGAUCCUCCAACGGCUGCCGAAUAUCAACCGGCAGCUGCGCGUAAUUAUGCUAGCGGAAAGGACGAUACAGCAGAAAUGAACUAUCAGCGCACUGUCAAUCGUCGAAAGACUGAUCUAAUGCCUACCAUUCCUAGUCCUCGUGAUAGCUCUAGAUCGUCUCUCGGUACACACACUCCCAGAACACCAGGCAGAGCAUUUUCGAUGACGCGUUUGGAUCAGCUGGCGCAACCAAGACGACGGAACGGUGAGCACAUCAGUGCGAUUCUGGAACGCGAGCGACGUCAAGCUCUAGAGCUGGAGAACCUGACCCGUCUGUCACUUUCCUCGUCCCGGUCAUCUCCAACCGGAAGUGGCGGCAACAGCAAGCGAAUGUCGCGCAGCAUGUCCCAACUAGCCGGCAGUGGUGCUAAAUUUCGAAACCAAUCGCAGGACUCUAAUUCAGGUCGUAGUCCCGGUUUCGGCGGAAGUCGCAAGUUAUCUUUCAAUUCGUCAUCAAUGAACAGUGGCAGCACUUCGCCCAUGCGUCGCAACGAUACUUCCAAGAGUAUGUCCCAGCUGAACACAGUUGGCAGCACAUCCCGUACUACCAAAACCGAACGUCUGCGACAACAGUACCACCAGCAGCAACAGCAGCAGCUUCAGAAUCAGCUUCUGGUGACGAACGGUCUCCGUUCCGGUGAAAUGACUCCUACCAGUCUGAACACUUCGCGGCCCGGCAGUGCAAUGUCCAGCUCGACGACCGCGUCCGGUAUCGUUUAUCGACGAACUCUGCCAGCACAACGCAAACCACGACCGGCUAGUAUCGCCGUUACGGGCGUAACUGCCUCUGGUUUGAAGGAAGAUAAACCUCCUCUCCCAAAGACAGGAUCCGGUGUAUCGACCGGAAGCGGCGUAUCAAGCGCGAGCAGCAAAACUCGAUUGUCGAGUGCUGGGUCUGGUAGCAUUCACACGACUCCUGCAAAAUCAUCUUCUGGCUUGGAAACGCAAAUGAAAAAGCCGAUUACGCUACACUCGGCGGAAAAACGAUCCACAGGUGUCAAAGGCACCACACCGAAAGCUUCUUCUACGCCUUUACAAUCUCCUGGUCCGGAGAAGGCAUCUCGCAGCUUACAAGAUUCGCUAAAGAAAGCGACAGAUGCCAGUAAGAAAGCCCCAGCUACCAACGAAAAAACCAUGACGAAGGGCCCGGUUACAAAGGACGAUGCAAUUGCGGGGGAAGCAAAAGAGAAUACACCAAUUGAUGUCCCUAUGCCGGAAGAACAAAGUGUCGAAUCUGGAAUGGUCGCGUCACAAAAAGAAAAUACAUUGCAAGCUUCACUGAUAGAAGUGGAUCAAUCGUUCGAACAAGAAGAACAGCCGCAUCAACAGCAAGAGGAAAUUGUAGUUCCGGUGCAGCAAGAAGCGCCAGAACCCGUACAGACAGAGGGCGUUGAUAUAAUACAGCAAAAAGAUGUUUUCUCCGUUGAGACAGCACCAACGGCAAUAGUUAAGCAUGUCGAAUUGGAACAACAAGAAAUCAGUGUUGUUAAAACGGAAACCACAGUAAUGCCAGUAGAAGAAACGACCGAAAUUAUCAAUGGUAGUUUAACUAUUGAUGGGUCCGGGUUUUCCGCUGAUGCAAUGACUGCUUCUAUGAUCGCAAAACGUAUCACUACUGAGGAAGAAGCAAAAGCUGCUCUUGCCGAGCGUCGUCGUCUAGCACGCGAAGAAGCCGAACGACAGGCGGAAUUGGAACGCAAACGCAUCGAGGCCGAAGAGCAGGCAGAACGUCAGCGUAUCCUGGAAGAAGAAGAACGUUUGCGGAAGUUGGAGGAGGAAACGAUCCGGUUGGCUGAAGAGCAACGCCGUGUAGAGGAGGAGAGACUUCAGCAGGCUAUCGAGGAAGCACGCCGACGAGAUGAGGAAGAACGUAAACGGCGCGAAGAGGAAGUUCGGCAAAAGGCCGAGCGUGAGGAAGCUGAACGAAAGGCGCGCGAGGAAGCUGAACGACAACGUGUAGAAAUGGCUGAACGGUUGAAAAAGGAGGAAAAGGAACGCGAAGAACGCCGGAAGCGCGUUGAAGCCAUCAUGUCCCGCACCAGAGCCAAGGGAACGGCUAACAAUACACCGACGAAGAAUAACGAAGACGACAAAGAAAACGCCAUGUCCAAAAGUCAGAUUGUGCUUUCGACCACUCCGGCUGCUUUACCUACCGUUACUGCCAUGUCCGCAUCUACCAUAUCGAUGACUGAUUCGUUCAUUGCGUCCGAAAUUCGUCUAGAGCAGCAGGAACAGGCCCAGCAACACCAGUCGCUAGAACAGGCCAUGGAGUCGUUGUCGCUGAGCAAAAACAAUAACAAUAUUGGCAACAACAGUAACAGCAGUAGUAUCAGCGAAGCAUUAGCUCAUACUAGCGCCAUCAACAGCAUCAACAACAAUAAUAUCAAUACCAAUGGCGAUAACGUUCAGUUCGAAAAGUCCGUGACGGAGAAGGAGAACUUGCUGCUCACCAACAGUACUGGUGCUACAUUGGUGGCGAACAAUAAUCUCAACAACGGUGGCACCAGCAAUGGCACCGUGGUCGAAUCAAUCACCAACGCGGAAGGUAUGAAUAAUGGUACGAAGGGUGAAUCGAUCGUACUAACAACGAACGGUAAAACGGAACAACAGUCGUCGGCAACGAUGGCGACUAGCAAUGGCAGUAAUGCCACAGCCAACAGCACCUCGGACCUAAUCAUCGAGGAUGCGCUGAUGGGCCAAACCAACGGACAUAAGAACGGCACCAUGGACAAUGUGUUUGAUGUGAAUGAAUUAAUGAAGACGGAGAAUCUUUCGAUGCAACUAAACGAUUUCAUCGUCCCAAAAAAUGGUGAUCAUCACCGGAACGGCAAUGACAGCUACCCUUCCAUAGUCGAUCGAAACUCUACCGGUGGUGAAAAGCAGUUUUCUUCAUUCGACUCCUCUGGCACUCCCUCGACUGUGACAACAGAAACUACCAUCUUUACAGCGGGCGGUGCAAGCACCAAUGCUGAUCCGUUGAUUGAUUUCGCUAGCUUUUCCAUCAGUGGCGAACCAAGUCAGUCAAUGCUCCGCGAAGGAUGUGUCAGCGAUUCCAACUUCAAUCCUUUUACCUCGUUUGGUAUUAUCGAUGGCGAAAAUACAACUGUAGUGCAACAUACCACCCUUGAUGUGCAUAAUGCGUCCAACAACAAUAGUAUUAAUCCGUUUUUGUCGAGCAAUGAAAACAUCACGUAUCCUAUGCAUGAUGAAAUCGAUCAGGAAUGUAGGGAGAACCAAGCAACGGAAGCUGUCCAAUUUGAUCUAGCCCUUGAUAAUACUACCAGCACUACCACUAGCAGUACUUUGCUUAACAACAAUAACAAUACAUUAUCAAACAGCACUUCGUGGCUAGUUUCAGCGACAUUCGACGGUCAAGACAAUCGAGACUUGUCGCUCUUGUGAACGAGUAAGGUAAAGAAGCAAAACGGCGCACUGGUGUGGGACAGCUAAUCAAUUUCGAUGGGCUUUAAAUGACUCUAAGGUGAGCAGUAAAAUGUGACAUUUCCAAACGAUCAGUGCAGUACGAGAGCCAGCCAGCAGCAGCAACAACAGCUAUGCGGGAUGUGUAACUCUGUCCAGAUUGAUGUGCUCAGGUUGCUCUCGGUCCAAUGUGAAAAUAUUGUUCCGUUAUUGCUACAAUGAAGAUGUGUUUUACCCAUAGUCAAAUAUAGCUAAUAUACGAGAAAUCAAGAGGAAAACAAAACCCUCAGCUAACUAAGAGGAAUGGACACCCUAAGUAAGAGCCGGCACUGAUGGAUAUGGUUCGCCACUAGGUUUCUGUUACUCGCUGUAGGAUAGGUAACGAAAACAAAACAAAAAAUCAAAAGCAAGUGUUAAAGGUAGGAAGACAAUGAUAAAUAGUAGUAGCCAUUGAAAUGCGUGUGUACACUUUAACUAACGAUUGUCAAAGAGACGAUUGUUUAUGGAUCUGGAUAAUUCCACAUCAGAACAGGGCACAUAGAAAACUGACUGAAGGAAACCCGAGAAACAUAAAAAAAAACAUACAAGCGGCAGCACUCCUUCUCCUGUGCACUACAAAAACAUCCAGUGGAUUGUUUUGGUAAGCGUUCCAGAAAUCAUAUUAAUGAGAAUAGUUUAGAUGAGUAAGAACAAGAUAAUAGCUUGCGACUUGUUCGUUCAUAGACCCUUGCGGAUCCUUUGAAUGUAAAGGUGGUGCAAUAUGCUUAUGUUUUCUUUCGUACAUAACUUAUUCGUAACAUUAUAAACCAUCUGUUUUUAUAAUUCCGAUGUGAAAAUCUCCCCAUUUUCCCCGUUUACAUGUAUAGGGCCUUGUGGCAUGUUGGAAAAAAUGUUUAAUAUGGUGCACGUUACAUGUACUAGCAUCAUGAUGAGCGUAGCUCUAGUAAGGCAUGUUCAUCGGUAGCCUCUGUUUGAAACGUUCAACAACUUACAUGUUUCCGGGUUUGUGUUACAUUUCUGUUGAAAUGUUUCAAUGUAGUCCAAGAUAAAAUGUGUUAUAAUGUAUUGUACAUCGCGCAGAUUAGCGAAUGUUGGAUCGUUAGCUCCUUUUUGUGUUGGUGUUCAAGUACACUCGAGCACUGUUCUUUAAUUGCAUGUAAACACGUGGAUUUGUAUCUCCUUUAUAAGUUAACCGUGAUCACGAGCCUUUAAUAAUCAUUUUUAAUCAACGAGUGCUACAGUGUGAAUCAGCCGAAAGUGAAUCGACUGUGCGUGUCCACAGUCGGUAUGGCGAUGCCGUUACGUGGUGUUUGUGCAGUGUUUAGACAGUAAAUUUCCAUUCAAAUGUAUAAAGAAAAUAAUAAAAUUCAAGAUCAACAAAUUGUUUGAUAUUUAAAGUGCAUACAUUCUUGAAGAAUUAAAACACACCCAUUCAGAGGACAUCAAAUGUGCUUUCACAGAGGGACAAAGUAAUGCCACUAUCGAGUUAAUAAAAUCACAAGCAUCACGGGCUACGGCUGUAAAAAGAGAAAAUGAAAUAUAAAAAAAAGGAUCUUAACUUGCAAGUGGAACCCUAAAAAACAAGUUGUCACGAGUAUCUAAACCGUUUGAUCAAUAUUCACUAACAAUUGAUUUAAUCUAUCAAAUCACACUCAUACGGGAAAAGGGGGAAAGCUUCUUUAUCUGAUGCCUUGCUACAAAGAUGCAUCCUAUUGUGUCGUGAUAGUUAGGUUAUCGGAUGGGAAAAAAAACCUUCAAAAGAUGGUGAAAUACCAUCACACUGUAAUACUGGGGGUAGCUAUAAUAUUACACGCAGCUUUGUUCUUGCUUGCAUAGAACUACUGUUCGUAAGUGCACGUCACAAGACGCGGAUGCUGAUUGUAGAAGCAUGGACGUGCAGUUACUCACGUUGUUGGAGGCGAAAUAAGGAAAAGCAAAUGUUAACUUACGAAUAACGCAACUGUGUCAGUAAAGGGUGGAUUAUACGCAAACGAGCGAUAUAUCCUAGUAUUCUCAUCUGUUAAAUUAUUAUGCUGUAUAAAAUUCAAACAAAUUGUGAGGGUGAGUGAAUUUUGUAAACACACACACACAUUUGCUAAAAAUGGGAAAAUAUAAAAGAAUUAACUUAACCCAAAUUAUCGUUACAACACACCAUGGCCACCACAGUUUACAUUCAAAAAUACACACUCACAUGCAUAAAGGCUAGUUUGAAACUAAUCCUAUAAAUAAAUGUGUUAACUUAUAUAUCACAAAGAUUUACUUAUCUUUGUCGUGUAACUUGCAACGCCAUUUCGGAGUGGUGCAGCAGGAAAGUAGUAAUUAUUAUGUUGUUUCUUUCCUUUAACAGCAGCGAAAAGUCAGUAAUAGUUUGUGAAUCAGAUGACUAAAGUAAGAGAUAGGACGGAUUAGUCAAGGUGUGAAAAAUGUUAAAUAGGAUAUAACACUGCGCCGAAUAUUGAUGACUGUAGAAUACAGUUGCAACCACGAAGGACACAAACGUAAGCGCUGGUUGAAAGCGAACGAAGGAGUACAGCUAAAUUAUUCUACUGUACGUUUUCCAAUGAUAAUGUUUUUUUUCUUCUUCUUUAUCUUAUUCUAUUUUGCAAUAAAACCAGAAGAAUAGUAAAAGCUUUUGUUUGUUUUCUGUUGCUUUUAUGGUUAAUGUAAAAGUGAUUAUUUUCUUUCUAUUAGUUUUACAUCCGUGCGACUUUUACUACCAACAUGCCCCUUACUGUCCUGGACACAGUGCUGUACAAUCAGAAGAACAGUUACCAUAGAAAUGAGUGAUGACUACGGCGAAAAAGCUUCUUUUUACACGUGGAAGCCCAGAAAUCUCAGUACGCAAUAAACUUCUGUUUAUCUUUGUUUUCUGUAACUUCAUUAAUGUCCUAACAUUUUCGGAGUGUGUAACUGCUUAAUGAACGCAUUAACUGAAAUCAAUAAUCGACUAAAUCCAAAAUGUUCUCGCUGUCUAGCGGCAUACUACUCAACAGUGAUUUUUCUUAUUAUAUGGCGUUGGACGGCGUUGUGAAUAUAGGGUCUGGGUGAUAAGUAGGAAAUUGAAAUUGAAAUGGCACAAAGUUAUUUCCGAUGCUGUGAAGAUGAGAGAUGUUAUGGAGGAGAAAAUCGAAGCGCAAGAAACCGGUAAGAAACAUUAGGAACCAUAUAAUUGCUUGUAAUAAAUGCUUUACAUCAACCUGAAGUAUAUGAGAAAUAAAUAAAAAUUCUACUUAACAAGCAGCAA